Trematosphaeria pertusa is the source of this 732-nucleotide messenger RNA. RefSeq lists its product as uncharacterized. The coding region runs from base 70 to 498 and encodes 142 amino acids. The record is from RefSeq and is a predicted model, not a curated record. NCBI's taxonomy places the organism in Eukaryota, Fungi, Ascomycota, Dothideomycetes, Pleosporales, Trematosphaeriaceae. The transcript is spliced from 3 exons.
UGCGCGAGAAGUCUUGAACUUUCUCCAAUUCCGCUGCAUACACAAUCGGAAGUGCUUCGCAGUUAGAUCAUGACCAUGACACCCUACGCAUCCGACUACCCAUCAAUCCCCUUCGAUCCCGCAUACAAAAAGUUCUUCGAGGACUUCUACGCUACGUCGGAUACACCCGAUGCGCACGAGAAGUACGUCGACUUCUUUACCAAAGAUGCGACGUUGAUCAUGGCGUCCAAGAAGGCGGAGGGUUCUGAAGAAAUCCUCGCGCUUCGAAAAGGAUUAUGGGAGAAGGUAAACAGCAGGGUCCACAGCCCGCGGAAAAUCUUCCCAUAUGGACCAAACUCCGACGAAGUGAUGCUGCACGGAACGGUCAAGUAUGGGUUGAAGGCCGGCGGAGAGUCAGGUCUAGACUGGGCGGCGUAUGCGCAUUUGACGAAGCUUGAUGGAGCUGUGAAGAUGGACUUUUAUCAGGUGUACUUGGACACCGGAGCUCAGAGUAAAUAGACAGCGAGAAGGGGCGUUGAAGGACGUAGUGACAGUGUUGGGAGCGACAAUAUCUGCGCGGACUGUGAAGUAGAAAUGCAUUGUGAAGCCUGGGCGAUUGUGAACGUGGAGGCGAAUGAGCGCGGGGCUGCUUGGAUCGAGGAUGCUCAUUGAGGCUGGAAGGAUAUUUCGGGACAUGCGAAAUCCUUCUAGAAGUAUCUGAGCCCAAUGAAACUUAAUCCAGAUUCUCUUUUC